UAAACUGGGAGCCUGGGGCCCAGGAAGGCCAAGCUAUUCUCAAGUUUUGCAGUAACUGAUCCUCUUGCCAAGGGACUUUCUCUGAGUCUUGGGUUUGGGAGGGGUUUUUAUCCAGGAGGCUUGCUUAGAGAAUGAGGGCAUCAUAGCCACAGACUUCAGGAGCUGCAGACUUGUAGUUGGAGGGGUUUGGCCCUGCAAAGGAAGUGGGGAGGUUCCAGGCCCCCCUGCAAACCUCUAGAUGGGCCCCACAGGGCUUCUGCUUUGCUGGAGGGAUUAGCCGGGAGUGUAAGGAAGGUUGGGGAGGGGCGGCUUCCUGAGGUGUGGACCUGGUCUUUGCUGGGUGCAGAGGCCCACACGCCCUCCCCAGCCUCCACCCUGUGCAGUGGGCCCAGGGGAGGCCGUGGCACCUCCUUUCUCCUCCUCUAUUUGUGUUCCUGGGGACACUUAAGUCUCUCCUCUUUCAGCCCCCUCCGCGAGUGGGGUAAGGUGGCUUGGGCCAACACUUUCGACUCUAAAUUCACUGAGUGUCUGCGCUGGAAGCGCCCUCGACGUCGUCCCUCCAGUAUCAUCCCCCCGCCCCAUUUGACUCAGGUAGACAUUGAGGUCCGGGUUAGGGGAUUGACCUGGAGGUGAGAAACUGUCAGAGUCCGUCUCCCUGUACCCUCCCCACCAGAAAAGGAACCCCAGCCCAGAACCCCAGAGAGGGAAGGCGGGAGAGCGAGGCCGCCGCUGAUUGGUCCAAAGUUCUCCGGCACCAUCCAAUGGGCGGGGAGGGCGUGGUCGGGCUCGAUUAAUCAGGCUGCGCGCGGCCGCCGGCUGGGUGGCCGGUGGUCUCUGCCCGCCGUUUCUGCCCCGGUCCUGCACUAAUCGUAACCCCCGCCCCUGCCAUGGGCCUGCAGCUCUACCUGGACUUGCUGUCACAGCCUUGCCGCGCUGUCUACAUCUUCGCCAAGAAGAAUGGCAUCCCCUUCGAGCUGCGCACCGUGGACCUGCUCAAAGGCCAGCACUACAGCGAUGACUUUGCCCAGGUGAACCCCCUGAGGAAGGUGCCAGCCUUGAAGGAUGGGGACUUCACCUUGGCUGAGAGUGUGGCCAUCCUGCUGUAUCUGACCCGCAAGUAUGAGGCCCCUGACCACUGGUACCCCCAGGACCUUCAGGCCCGAGCCCGUGUGGAUGAGUACCUGGCGUGGCAGCACACAGCCCUGCGAACAAGCUGCACCCGGACCAUGUGGCAGAAGAUGUUGUUCCCUGUGUUCCUGGGCCAACGGGUGCCCCCUGAGACACUGGCAUCUACUCUGGCCGAGCUGGACAGGUGCCUGCAGCUGCUUGAGGACAAAUUCCUGAAGGACCAGGACUUCCUGUCUGGGCCUCACAUCUCAGUGGCAGACUUGGUGGCCAUCACAGAGCUGAUGCAUCCUGUCAGUGCUGGCUGUGACAUCUUCAAAAGCCGGCCUAAGCUGGCUGCGUGGCGCCAGCGCGUGGAAGCUGCGGUGGGGGAGGACCUCUUCCAGGAGGCCCACGCGGUCAUCAUGAAGGCUAAGGACCUGCCUCCAGCUGACACUGCCAUGAAGGAGAGGCUGAAGCCCUUGGCGCAGCUUUUGUUGCAGUGAGUACCAGGUGGGCCUGCAGAGCCACCGUCGACGGAGCUCUGUCCUCAGAAUAAAGAAAUGGCACUGCCUCCCCUCGGCUGUGAACGAGACACCUGCGCAGAGUCCUGUCCACAGUGCCUUCCACACGCCAGUCCUGUGUUCCUGCUUCUGUCUGCCUGCCAACUUCACCCUUACCCUUUGCACGCUGACUUCCAUGUGACCUCUGGAAAUAGCUUUAGUAAACACAGAUGUGACCCUGA
This is a messenger RNA of Kogia breviceps (pygmy sperm whale), 1849 nucleotides long. RefSeq names its product glutathione S-transferase theta-3-like. Gene Ontology annotation, biological process: glutathione metabolic process. Gene Ontology annotation, cellular component: cytoplasm. Gene Ontology annotation, molecular function: glutathione transferase activity. NCBI's taxonomy places the organism in Eukaryota, Metazoa, Chordata, Mammalia, Artiodactyla, Physeteridae. The record is from RefSeq and is a predicted model, not a curated record.